GGUAAGCGAGGAAAAUACAAAUGCAAAGGGAAUAAUGUUACUCACAAAGAACACGAGGUCGAGCUAUAAAAGGUCAUAAGCUACUAAAUUAAUCAUUCAUUUUUAUCCAUUACAUUCUAGCUAGUUCUUCAGUAUUGUUCCCCAUUCUGAUGGCCCAAUUAUGAUGAAACAAAACAUGGGUUCAACUGUUAUCAUAUCAAAUCAAAAUGAUACCUGUUUAUCCCUGCGUUUUAGUAUCAAUUUUAGAGUUUUUGUAUAUGGAAGGAGGGUCUCAAAAGAACCUCACAUUUUCAGAAUGGUGAAGGUUUAUAAGAUAGAAGUUAAUUGCUUUAAGGGUUAUGUUUAUUUAUUUAUUUCUGCUUCAGAAUGCUUGUGUAAGAAAUCCCUGCAAAAACAAUUCCACUUGCCGAAGCGAUUUUACUGGAAAAGGUUAUAUCUGUUUGUGUUCAACUGGGUUCAAGGGACCGACUUGUCAAGAAGGUAAGACACGUUUUCAAUACUAAAAAAAGUAUACAAAAACAAACGAAAAAAAAACACACGUAGACAUCACAGUUCGUGACGUAUUGCUCGAAACUCCCGGGUUUAAGGUCUAUAUAAUGUUGCAAACAAGUUUGGGUGGGCUUUUUAUAUCCUGGGGAUGGGAGGCGCUGAUGAAAAGAUUAAAAAAGCCUACACGAUCAUGAAGUUGGAAGCUAUUGCCCAUGUUAUCGACUAAUAAAGCAAGGAAAACUUUUUUCAGAUGUUGAUGAGUGUGCUGAGGGAUCACAUAAGUGCAGUGUUGAUGCUGUGUGUAACAAUACCAAGGGAUCUUACAAAUGCAUAUGCAAACCAGGAUACCAUGGAGAUGGAUUGACGUGCGAGGGUAAAAUUUUUAAAUUUUCUCAUCCUUUUUAAUCCAAUUUAGCCAGCAUGGUAAUUAUCGAUCAGAAACGUCUUUACAAUCAAGACCGAAGGUUCUACUGUGAGAAUACCACCUGCGACUUUGACAGGUGUUUCGUUCACUGCACACCACGAAGUUGCUUUUUUUUGGCUUCCCCGCUCAAGUUUAUAGUAUGUAAUAAGUACGAGAUUUAAAUAAACUUAUUAAGAUAGCUUAUCAAGCUACCAGUUUCACCCCAAAAUUCUAUUCAAUUAGCUUACAUUUGCUGAGUAAAAGUUUUUCGUCAGUUUUAAACGAAAUGUUACUUGUCCUGUGUAAUAUGCGUAUCAAGGCAUCAUCAGAUUGGGGUGGGUAUAUACUGAUCCAAAUACACCUCAACAAUACGCGAAAUACCCAUGUAAUUCUGUACUUCUCCUUAUUUUAGGUCCUUUCUCUCAUUCGUGCACAGAAAUUUACAAAAGUCAAAGGUACGUAAAAAUCGAUAAUUAUUUUUAGUUAAGUGUUAGGGUUGUGAAAGAAAACCCUAAAAAUAAACCAAGAGGUUGCUGAACGCCUUCUCGUAAGAGUAAAAUUAAAACUAUACAGUAGAACCUUAACUGAACGGUCCCUUGCAGACCAAGAAAUCUGGCCAUUUUAAAAUAAAGGUCGUUAUAGAAGGUUGGUUUGACAUUGCAUCUAUUUUUACAAAAAUCAGGUCUUUUUUGUCUUUCAAAAUCUUUCGUUACUACGGGAGUAAACCAAGUUUUGCCAUUCAGAAGAAAAUGCAUUUUGCCAAUAUAGAACGAAGAAGCCAUGUUAUGUGUUUCGCUAAAAUAAUUAACGACAACCAUGGUGUAUAUUCUUGUUAGCAAGAUGAAUCUGACAAAGUUCCCCGCACGAGCCACUUUUUACUCAUUUUGCCAAUUUAUCAGAUAUCAGGUCUACGUCGGAGACCUUGAAAAGCCUUGCUACGCGAUAAAUAUACUUUUCUAUGCCAAAACGUUUCAAAUACUAAACAUAUCUCGAACUGGAAAAAGCUGCACGGCCCUGUGUGCUAUGAGAGAAUUGAACAAAGGAUCAAGAAGAGAGAGCGACACUAGGUCCCUAUGUCAUGGUAUACAGCCAAAAAGCCAGUUCAUAGUAACAUAGUUGUUACUCCACGUAAAUCAAUAAAUAAAUGAAACAAAUAAUUAACACGUAGAAAAAACGACUUAGCCUCAGUUCACAGGAGAAUAGAGCUUAUCAACUUCUAGUGGAUUAUGCGAAGGUCAAUGUUUACUGUCACAUGACUGAUGAACUUGACAGCUGCGGGGGUGGUGGAUGGACUAUGGUAAUGAAAAUGGCCGGCGAGAAGGUAUCUUGCUUCUCAUCACUAUUAAACUUGAUGCAAAUGUUCUAUUGAAAUGGAAAAAUUUAACAGGUGACCUGUUGAUGAAAGGAACUAUCAUCAGUAUGCGCGAUAUACUGUCCCUUAAUGUAUAUCAAAAUAAUUGAGUUGAUGAUGGAAAUUGGCCACCGACUGUAAAGAGUUUCAAAGCUUACUUAGCACCGACUGCACGGAUGACACUUUCCCCUUUUCAAUCUUCCUUGUAAAGGAUGACAUGACCAAGCUUUAUCCUUCGAACAUUGGCAACGUAAACCUAACGUGGAAUUUCAAAUUCAUAAAUGAAUUCAGACGAAUGUUUAGCCUCAAUAUUUAUUCACCUAAAAGACUGACCCAAAAAAAGCAACCAGGAAAGCGAAAAACAACAAUAAUAAUGAUAACAGCCUUGAGGCUCAAUGCCGAAGGCCUCAAAUUUACGUAAACUAGACAGAUCAAGUUCCCCACUCUUGCUGUAAGAACAUUUCGAAUCAUUUUACCCGUUGUGAUUCUAAAAAAUUAUUUCCAAAUCGAUUCAACCAUCAUUCAAUUAACUUCAAAUUUUCCAUCUACAUAGCCAAACUUCAACUAUGAUUCAGAACUUUGGAAUAACACUGAUGACUUCAAUCCUAAAGGUGGGGAGACUGGGUUUGACUUAAAUGAGACGAAGCUACCGACUUACUGGAAAACAUCGUUCUCUAAGAUUUGUCUUGGAAUGAAGCUCGGCAAUCUUUCAAGGUUCAUUGUCAUCAAAAAGGAAGCCAGCUCUUUGUACUCGCUGAUCGCCGACGGACAUUAUCGUAAAACAUCACUGGGUCGUGACACAUGGAAGUCGCUGAUUGGCACCGAGGCAUCUUUACAAUUAAAUUGCAAUAAGGAAGGGUUCAAUGCUGUGGUUAAAGAUCAGUUUUCCAAAGCAAGGAUUGGUAUCAUUGCCAAUAACCAAAAGGAUUGCAAAUCCUGUGAUUCCAGAAUUGGCUUUGGCACAGGUGGCCCUCCUGACCACUCCAACACGUGUGGGAACACUGCAAGACACGGAGGAGAAAAUGGCGACAAAGACAUCAAAGCCAUGGGCUACAUCUUGGUUCAGUGA
This is a messenger RNA of Pocillopora meandrina, 3312 nucleotides long. The record is from the annotation of a GenBank genome assembly. NCBI's taxonomy places the organism in Eukaryota, Metazoa, Cnidaria, Anthozoa, Scleractinia, Pocilloporidae.